Molecule: messenger RNA, 558 nt
Organism: Sparassis crispa
Lineage: Eukaryota; Fungi; Basidiomycota; Agaricomycetes; Polyporales; Sparassidaceae
Exons: 5
Coding region: 1-558 (185 amino acids)
Source: RefSeq, a predicted model, not a curated record
AUGAUCCCGUUAGGCCGACCAAUUACUUUCCGCUCCAAAGAUUAUUUGACCCUGAGGCCAGACGUUAUUAAACAAGAAGAAUAUGAGCUCUGGCAGCCUUGUCCUCCAGGUGCUUUGGGACCAACUUCAUUCCGGUACCAGAGAUGGUCCGGCGAUAAUGACGGACAUCAUGGAUUCGCCUACCCUGUCAGGUCGCUCGAGGAGCGGUCGUGCCGCGACCUCCUGGAGCCGCUCGAAGUGCGUCUACACAACUGGCUGUUCAUCUUGCCUCAUCACCUGAGGUACUCCACGACGAGCGCGCUCACGACGCCGCAUAUACUGGUGCUCCAUAGUCACUCGAGUAUUGCGUGGCGGUGCUGUUGCUGCAUCGGGCAUUUCUACCGAAGUGGAACCUCGACAUCCGGUGCUGAGGAAUCGAAUAUUUCUACAGACAUUCUACCGCCGAAGUCCUUUGAUCUUUGCCAAAGCGCAGCGUCUCAUGUCGGCACGAUAGGUCAGUUGAACAGACUUCGACUGUAUCAUGGGCCUGCCAUGAACAUUAGUGACCGUGUACAAUGA